This is a messenger RNA of Vigna umbellata (rice bean), 499 nucleotides long. The record is from RefSeq and is a predicted model, not a curated record. NCBI's taxonomy places the organism in Eukaryota, Viridiplantae, Streptophyta, Magnoliopsida, Fabales, Fabaceae.
UGAUGGGUUUUGAUUUGUAUAUGCAGAUUUGGCUUGUGGGAGACCAAUGUAACGAAGCAGAACAAAAGAAAGCAACAAAAGAAUCAUUGUUCAUUCCUGUUUCCCAAUUCCCUCCAAAGAAACUUCGUAAAGACUGCUACUAUCACAGCACACCAGCCAUGAUAGCUCCACCUUCAUUGGUCAAUGUCGAUUCCUGUGAGAACUGGCUGCCGAGGAGAGUGAUGAGCGCGUGGCGCGUGGCCGGAAUAGUGCAUGCCCUAGAAGGUUGGAACGUUCACGAAUGUGGAAAUUUCACGUUUAGCGUUGAGAAAAUAUGGCAAGCAAGUCUUCGACAUGGCUUUAGGCCAUUCAAGAUUAAUUCAUUUUCUUCAACUCUUAAUCAAUUGCCAUAAUAUAAAAUUCUCAAUUACUCACUUUGUGAGUGUAUACAUAUGUAUCACUCAAUUAAUUAACUAGCUUAUAUAUGGUGUUGGAUGCAAUUAAUGUAUUAAUAAUAUCA